AUGCGUAUUUGUGAUGUUACCCUACUGUUGGCUCUGCCGCUGUUGUGGGGGCCACCGAGAGCCGACGGGCAGAAUGACACCGAGCCCAUCAUUCUUGAGGGAAAAUGCUUGGUGGUCUGUGACUCCACACCUUCAUCGGAACCUGCCGGCAACGCUCUGGGCAUGUCUGUCCGCUCGGGCAGCGGCCGAGUGGCUUUCUCCGCAAGCCGCCAGACCAACCACGAGCCUACGGAUAUGAGCAAUCGCACAAUGAUCAUCUAUUUUGAUAAUAUCUUGGUGAAUGUGGGCAGUCAUUUUGAUCAGGAGAGCAGCGUCUUCCUGGCACCAAGAAGAGGCGUUUACAGCUUCAACUUCCACGUUGUGAAAGCCUACAACAGACAGACAAUUCAGGUCAGCUUGAUGGUGAACGGCUGGCCGAUGAUUUCCGCUUUCGCCGGGGACCAGGAUGUGACCAGGGAAGCAGCCACCAAUGCCGGUCUGGUGAUCAUGGAGAAGGGGGACAAGGCCUAUCUCCGACUCGAGAGGGGGAACCUGAUGGGAGGCUGGAAAUACUCCACCUUCUCUGGGUUCCUGGUCUUCCCCUUGUGAGUGAGCAGGAAGCUGAAUUGUGGUGAUGGUGGUAGAGGAAAUGUUGGGAGUUGAGAAAAACAAACAAACAAAAAAACUUUUCAUGCAAAGUUUCAGAAGCCAAAACUAUUCCUUAGUGGAGGGAAAGCGGAAUGGGUGGAUCAGAAUUGGUCAGCUAAAUUUGUUUUGCUUAUGUGGAUGACUAUUUAUUUUGUUUGUGUGACCGACAUUGCAGUUGUGAACAGUAAAAUUAUAAAGUCACCCUGUGCAUCGUUGGCUUCUUUGAAAUUGUGCCGAUUUUUCUCCCUGGCUAAUUCUUAAAUGUUUGAACAAGUGCUGUCAUGAAGUUCUCGUAUUGUUAAACCUAUUUAUGCCUGCAUCCGAUGUUUAUUCACACAGAAAUUCCGAACUCAUUAAAAUAUAUGAUGUUAAACUA
This is a messenger RNA of Hippocampus zosterae (dwarf seahorse), 1003 nucleotides long. RefSeq names its product cerebellin 12 (gene cbln12). NCBI's taxonomy places the organism in Eukaryota, Metazoa, Chordata, Actinopteri, Syngnathiformes, Syngnathidae. Gene Ontology annotation, molecular function: protein binding. The record is from RefSeq and is a predicted model, not a curated record. Gene Ontology annotation, cellular component: synaptic cleft; glutamatergic synapse. The coding region runs from base 1 to 588 and encodes 195 amino acids. The transcript is spliced from 3 exons.